Prunus persica (peach) is the source of this 1766-nucleotide messenger RNA. RefSeq lists its product as uncharacterized. The record is from RefSeq and is a predicted model, not a curated record. Bases 258 to 734 code for a protein of 158 amino acids. The transcript is spliced from 6 exons. Gene Ontology annotation, molecular function: protein binding. NCBI's taxonomy places the organism in Eukaryota, Viridiplantae, Streptophyta, Magnoliopsida, Rosales, Rosaceae.
UUAAAAAAAAAAAAUAGCUCUCGCGUGAGCUGAGCAAGGCAGGCGUUGCGCGCUGGCUUCUUGCUCCUCUGCUGGGCAUUUCGUCGAGCACUUGGUGUGACCGGAGUUUCACCACUACUUUUCCCGGCUUCCAUAAGGUCGUCUGAGUCCAUUUGUCCCUCUGUGCGUUCGCCCCUGUCACUCUGAAAGUUGAAGUAGGGCUACAGUUCUGCAGACCCAUAGAAUUGCAAUGAACAGGAAAAGAAAGCCAGCAGAUAAUGCUACCAACUGGGAGCAUUCUCAUUUGCAAAUGUUUAUGCAAGACUUGGCAAGAUCUAAUUUCGGACCAUGAAUUUGCUAAGCUGCACUUUGCACAAGCAGAGUCCUACCCUUUGGUCCGGCCCUCUAAUCCAACUCGUGUGUCAAGAACCCUUUAUCUGGUCGAGCCCGAAGAUAGCUCUGAUUUUGAUUUCGAGCACAGCAACUGUACGUGUUAUGAUGCCUCUGACUUUCUUUUUAAUGAGUGCAAUGGGCAUCAGUUCCACAUGAAUCUUGCCAAACCAUUGCGCAAUGCUGAGGAAGUACUCAAUACCCACAAUGAUGCCAAUAGGAAAUCUGGAACUAAAAAGAAGCUUUGCAUUAAGGUAUGUCCAGCUGGUCACAAGUAUGAGGUGGUGAAUUCGUGUAACGGAUUGCUUUGCUUGUCUAAACCAUUCAUCAAUGACCCUGUUGUGUGCAACCCAAUAACCGUCUGAAGAUUAACCAGUACAAGGUGAUAAGAAUCUCUGAGCAAGGAGCACUGGAUCCCUUUAAGGCAGCCGAGGUAUACACACUAGGGACAGGCUCAUGGGAAUGUUUAGGUUUUGCUCCCUUCUUAAAAAAUAAAGUAGAAUUCACCACCUAUCUGAAAGGAGCGCUUUAUUGGUUUUGCCAUUGGCUUUCAUCGCCUUAUAUAGAUUCUUUUUACAUGGACACUGGGGAGUUUUCAGUCAGCUCAGCCACCUCCUUUUGAACUGCAAAGAGAGCAUCGGGUUGGCAUGGGAGUUUUAGGUGUGCAGAAUACAAGCUGCUGGGAGACUAGAGCUCUGUCUUUGGAGGAAGAACAAAUUCUCAGUUGCUUUCCAAAGGAAGUGAAGAAGGAAAUAACCUCAGAGGUGGUGUCGAUGUCGUAUAGAAAGCAACGUGAACUUGAAGAGGCCUGUAGAGUCAAAAAACCAUUUUGUUAAUGGCUUGUGACAAGAUUGCAAGCUGCUGGGAGAGACAGGAGCUCUUUUCUUCUUUGGUGGCAGGAAAUAGGGUCUGGUAUCAACAUCAAAUAGGUCCUCAAUGCAGUGUCAAUUGUCAGUCUACAGGUACAGGGAUGAGAUUUUUCGCCGUGUAGAAAAGACAAGUUUGCACAUUCUUUGACUGGUAUCAUCCAAAGAUAUAUGAACCCUCCAAGAGUUUGGUACUUGGACUUUUGAAAAUAUUGAGGUUAGAGCUUCUUCGAAAGGAAAGUGGAGUUCCCGAGCUUGCCUAGUGAUUCAUUGGAUGAUUGUUAUUGUGUUGUUGGGGAUGUUGCUGGUGGAAGGAGGGGCAAGGGCUGGAUUGAGCAAGAAUGUCAAAUUAGCACUUGAGUUUUAGGGGUUAUGGUGGUGAUUUGAGUUAAUUUUGUCUCCUAUCAUUCCAAAUUCAUUUUAUUUAUUAGGCAACCGAAUUAAAUGUAUUAACCAGAAACUUUUGAGUCCAAGAUCAUCAUCUUACAUCCAAACUAUAACCAAAUCCAACAGAAAAAGGAACUUCUUCUA